Ailuropoda melanoleuca (giant panda) is the source of this 4235-nucleotide messenger RNA. It is a transcript of the gene FAM217B, whose product is annotated as family with sequence similarity 217 member B. The record is from RefSeq and is a predicted model, not a curated record. NCBI's taxonomy places the organism in Eukaryota, Metazoa, Chordata, Mammalia, Carnivora, Ursidae. Bases 514 to 1656 code for a protein of 380 amino acids. The transcript has 4 exons.
CCCCCCCGAGAGCGCAGGGUGGCACCUCCCUUUGGCUUCCUCGGAGGUUCUUGGGGAAAGGCUGCGCCGGCAGAGCCGCCCCUCCCACCUUCCCCGCCCGCUGCGUUACUUACAUGGCUGCAACUUGUCGGGGCGCAACUUCCCGGCUAGCCUGCGCCCCGCCCCUCGUGACGCCGCCGCGCGCCGGCCCAGCGGCCGGGCGCAGCCGGGGAGCCCUCCGCGCCGCGCGCCGCCGCCUCCCCUACACUGCCGCAGCGCGCCGCAGUCCGGCCUCCCCGCCCAGCGCGGGGAAGGCUGGCUGGCCGCCUCGUCACGUGUCCUCGGCGAUCGCCCAACAGUUCCGGUGGUGAGGAGUCCUUUCCAAAUAUCAGAGAAAUAAAGAAGUCACUUCCCCAGCUGUCAUCAUCUGCCUACACAUUGAGCAAGAAUAUUUCAAGCACUACAGAAAAGACAGUCCUUCGAACCCUAGAAGAUGAUCAGCCAUCUGAUUUUUUCAAGACAGGGAAUAGGGUGAUGAAAUCUCAUCAGAAAAGCACCAACAUGAAUGCUGGUCCAUCCUGGAAUAAAGCACAACGUUCAAAAAACCCUUCAGGAAAAAGGCAGAGUCAAUCCCAAGUGCCCCACGUGUCCUCCCAGCCUCCUGCGGACAGACUCCAGGAAGGCCGUUCCCCAGAAGGAAAACCCGAACAGAGUCUACUGGGCCCCCGGCGGCGGGGGGCCUCGGGGAACGAGCUGUUUCUGGACCUGCAGUGCAUGAAAAUCCUGAAGGAGGGUGCCGGCGAAGAGGAGGACAGCGCCAGUGACCUGUCGGACUCGGAGCGCGUGCCCAUGCCGCAGUCCGCGUGCGCGCCCCCGGAGCUGCACCUGCGGGCGGAGGAGAUUGACGCCGCGGACCCGGGCCCGGACCCAGAAGCGGACCCGCGGGGCGCCGCGCAGCCCACCUACCACUAUGCGGACUUCUUGCCCGCCCCGUUCAGCUCCUGGGACCUCCGUGACCUGGCGGUGCCACCCGGCGCCCAGCCCAGGCCCGCAGCUCGUAGUGGCGCCGCAGGGCUGCUCGCCAGGUACAUCGACAGGCUGGUCCAGCUGGAGUGGCUGCAGAUGCAGACCGUCCAGGGUGAGAAGGGGAAGGGCGCCAAAGCCAGGCCUCCCACCGCUCCUGCCAUGUCCACGUCGGGGGCUCUGAAAAGCCCCGGCAGAAGCAAGCUCAUGGCCAGCGCUCCGGCCAGGCCUCCCCAGGAGGGGGCUUGCAAGCUCGGUGCUUCCCGGAGGAAGGAACUGCUCAGGGAAGAAGCCCGGCCAUCCUAUUACGCGUUUGACACGCCCCCCAAAGCCCUUCAUGCACCGCGGGGCAGCAGGCCGAGUUCUCAGAAGCCAGCCCUCGAAGUGAGGACCGAGGAACAGAGAAAGAAAGCCAGUAAGAGCCCCAGAUCCCAGCGCUGGAACCCGCCCUGCAGUGACAGCGGUGGCCCCGGAGCUCCCACGCAGGGGGCUACCGAUCGGGACUCCGCGGACCCCGGUGGGCCCCCCAGAACGCAGGCACUCGCGAGUCUGAAGAAGAAGGGCGGUGCGAGCAGCUGUGCCCACGCCACCGUAUCCAGUGAGAAGAAACCCAAAACCAAUGGAGUAAAGCAGAGCACGUAUAAAUUCAAAUAAGAACUGAAAUGACGCAUUGCAAAGCCUUGCAGAUAGCUAAACGUCAGAGCUCUUCCGAAAGUAACCAUACUGUGAAUUUCUGAUGAUCCGCAUGUGAGUCGUGGGGUGGUCUGCGCGUGCAGCCCUGCCUCACCCCAGCCACACUGGGCUUAUUUCCAAAGAAAGGUGGCUUUCAGUGAGCCUUUCUUUGCAUUGACAAUCUUAAGCAAAUGAGAGCCGUUUAGAUAACACUUAACCCAGGUCUGCGCCAUAUAACAACAUACAACGACAGGGAAAGAGAAGUCUAAACUGAGCGCCGCAGCCCGUCGGCGGCCGCUCAGCUCCCCGCACCCCGCGCGCCUACGGGUAGAACGUAGUGCAUACCGUUUGCAACUGCGUAGAAUCCGAAACAUUUGAAACAGGGUUCUUGGUGUCCUCCUCCUCAACUGUCCAAACAGAAGUUCUGUCUACUUCAGGCCCAGGAGAGGCUCCAGCUCUUCCUCAGUUCGGGAGCCGCUCCUGGGAGCAAAGUCAUGCAACACUGAGCUGCUGCUCUUUCCAGACAAUGGGAUCUAAUACUGUCAUGGUGGUUUGUUUGUUUUUCUUUCUUUCUUCUUCUUUCUUUCUUCCUCUUUCUUUCUUUUUCUUUCCUUCCUUCCUUCCUUUUUUUUUUUCCCCAAGGCAUUUUAAACUCAGAGGUGGUGGUGAAGUCCACCUUGGUGUUCUCCACCCUGAGGUUAAAGCAGUGCCCAGACUUGGUCCAGGUGCGAGUCAGUGGGUCUCAGCGGGACCGUUCCUGCUUGGUGGGAGCCAAGAGUGGAACGUUCGGCACCUGAGAGUUUCUGACAUAUGUAUGGCUUCUGGAAAAGGUGCACACACAGUAAAGCCACCACUUCGAGUUUGUACAUGGAAGGCCUGCCAUCACAGAUACACACGAAAGCACUGUGACUGUCACUGUCAUCACAUACUGAUUUGGGACCUGGGUCCUGUGGUCUGUAGCCGACAUAAUCUUUUACUUGGCAAGAGCAGGAUUUUAUCACCUUGCUUCAGGGCAGAGGGGUGAGGACACAUUUCCAGAUGGACGGGAGAGUGUCUUCUUAUUCUCACCGGGUCAUGGCUCCCCAUCUGUUCUAGAUGCUUCUUAUUUAACCACCACUAAGCGAGGUCUACGUGUGCCUUUAGUCUCGCUAGGAGGUUUCUGCUGAUACUGUAAAUAUCUUUAAAACCUUUGGUUGACCACUGGAUAUACAGUAUGUUUUAAUGACUGUAGCCAAUUUUAUCUCUUUAAAUGAUUAUUUGUUUUCAUCCAUACAUGUUUCUAUUUUUUCACUUUUAGGGCAAAGUAAGAACUUGGUACUUUUCAUGUGAAAAUGCGUUCUAGCUUUCAGACUUCACAGAGCAGACAAUGUCAUCCAAGGCCCUUCAGUUAAUAGGAUGAGGACAUUUGUAAAUGAAAUAAUGCACACAGUUAAAUGUUGAGAUCCCAUUUUAAAAUCUGACUUUAUCAAUAUGGAACAACAUACACAGAUUUUUAUGGCUGUUUUCUUUUCUCCCAAGACUUUAUUUCUAGAUUUUCACAGAUUCUGUCUUACAUUCUUUACCUUUCACACCACCCUACUGGAGAGAGCGCGCUCUUACACUAAGAUCCUGUACUUUUUUAUAUGGACAAAGACGCCUUGCUUCCCUAGUUCUCAGUUAUAUUGUAACUCCUCUACUCGGUUUUCGCACUGCGGUUUGAAACCCUAGCGCUGCCCCGACUUCACCCAUCUGUGGUCUCCACGUGGCGUCCCGUGUCUUUCGCCUGCACUGCUCCUCGUGAGCGCAGAUGGAUGAGUCCUUUAUACCAGCCGGCGCUGCCCCUCAUUCAUGAUGCUUUUGUGGCUACGAUGUUUACGCAGCUCUUUAGGACAUUUCAGGGCCCAUGAAUCUCUGUAAGCACAUCAUGUACACACCCCCGUUAUUAAUACUAAGGGAUUUCCGCUGAGCUGCUGCCUUCUCCAGGAAUGCUGUGCGUGGGUCCUCUCGGAGGCCCUGCAGGGUGGAGGUCCCGUGUUCACUUUGCCUUGUGGAUGUCUGAGCCAAAGACCAUCCUGAUUAAGAAAUUGAGAGGCGGUGCCUCGGAUGUCACAUUUGUUCCUUGCUCUCUGAAUUGAAGUCCGUUGCCUAAUUUGGGGAACAGUUAUAAUGUCACAUGUUACAAGUUUUAAAAGCCUGAAAAAAUAGACUUUGCCUAUUCACAUUUUUGCCUCAGGUUGACGGUUUAUUUUAACCAGGAUUCUUGCGAUUGGAUCAGAGCUGCUGAGGACCAGCAGGGGCUCACUAGAGAACAUAAGCACAAUUUCAUCCCCACGAUUUCUGAUACCCACCCCAACACAGCCUCAUGUUCUAAAUGCUGCAGACAAGAAUCCUGCCGUGUCCCGCAGACGGCGCCCGAGAGUGGAGUCCUGGCCUGCUGUAGUUGGUCACGUCCAAGCCACCCAGUGUCCUGCCAGUCUGGGGACAUGUCACUGUCUUCAGAGAAGUGCCUCUCAUCUCUGGGAGUUGUUGACCUACAUGUUGUGUUUAAACCAACUUAAAUAAUCCAAGGUUUAAAAAAAAAA